Molecule: messenger RNA, 804 nt
Organism: Terrapene triunguis (Three-toed box turtle)
Lineage: Eukaryota; Metazoa; Chordata; Testudines; Emydidae
Gene: RD3
Product: retinal degeneration 3, GUCY2D regulator
Exons: 3
Coding region: 67-666 (199 amino acids)
Source: RefSeq, a predicted model, not a curated record
CCGGGCGCCCCCGCUCCUCGCCCGAGUCCCGCCGCGGCCCGGCCCGGGUAAAAGAACUGGGCAAGCAUGUCGCUGGCUUCCUGGUUCAGGUGGAAUGAGCCACCGAGCCGGAUUUCCCAAAGGAGCCCCACAGAGAUGGUGGUGGAGACACUAAUGAUGGAACUAGGCUGGCAGAUCAAGCAGGCAGAGAAACAGCAACGAGAGAGAGAGAAUGAAUAUCGCAAGAUAAAGACGGGCGUGGACUACGGCUGGCUGGUUAGCUACCCAAAGCCUAAGCACAGCUAUGACAUCAGCCCAGGGGAGCGGCUGCAGCUGGAGGACAUGUGCACCAAAAUACAUCCCUCCUACUGUGGGCCAGUCCUACUCAGAUUCCGGCAACUUAUUGCUGAAUACGAGCCAGAGGUACAGGAAGUAGCCCGGCUCUUCCGCUCUGUCCUGCAGGAAGCCACUGAGAAAAUCAAAGAGGAAGAAGAGGCCAAGAAACUUGCGAGGCAGUGGAACACAAAACACAAAACCAGCCUGUCUCUAAUGACAUUUAAAUCCCGGACCAGGAUUUCCCCAUUCAGCAGCAACAUCAAGACCAUUUCAGAGGACGUGGAGCGAGGCACUGAGCCAACCAGAAGAGUAUGGAGUAUGCCGGAGUUUAGGAGUGCCAAGGAUUACUGACUAUUAAUAACCAGAAUGAGAUCUGAGCGAGAGCUGAUUUGGUUUUUAGAAUGAGUUAACCAUUAUCUAGCCAUGUGUUAUUUCACCUGCAUCCCAGUUCUCUCUCUUUCUGUCCGCCUCUGUCUGUCUCUCUCUUGG